Messenger RNA from Porites lobata, 5440 nucleotides. NCBI's taxonomy places the organism in Eukaryota, Metazoa, Cnidaria, Anthozoa, Scleractinia, Poritidae. The record is from the annotation of a GenBank genome assembly.
AUGUCCAAAUCUGUAGCAGAAGGGCCUGGACGCUGCCCACGGUGUAGCGACAGAGUUUACGCAGCUAAAGAAGUAGUGUGCGAGGGACAAAAGUGGCACAAAACUUGUUUUGGUUGCAAAGAUUGCGGCAAAAAGCUAGACAGCAUUACUUGCAACUCUCAUGAUGGUAAGUCAGACUAUAGCUAUCCACAAGCAAGGGUGGUGUAGUGGUUAGACCACUCACCUCCUACAAACGCAGUCCGCAUCGGGUUCAAAACUCGGCGUCGACGUCAUGUUUGAGUGGAAUUUGUUGUUGGUUCUCACCAAGUUGCUCCAAGAGGUUUCUCUCCGGGUACUCCGGUUUUCCCCCUCCUCAAAAACCAACAUUUCCAAUAUUGCACUUCGACCAGCAUAUCAGCUGCCUAGGAUUGCUACCGCUAGUCGUUAUUUAUCAUUACUGAUUGAGUUUAGUAGUCUGUUGGUUUACUCCUAGUCUAUUUUUAAGUCAUUUGAAGUAGUCUCGAAGUCCUUUUUCAACCAACAAGUCGAUUAGAAAGGGAAAUUCUGGCCUGCGACUGAACAAAAACAGCAAGAAAGGGUACUUGUUUUUAGUACAACCUUAAUAGACCAAAACUAAAUUUUCUUUAAUUACCUUUUAGCUGAAAUUUACUGUAAAGGAUGUUACGGCAAGUACUAUGGACCCAAAGGUUACGGUUUUGGGCAAGGCGCAGGAGCCCUUACUCGCACAAAAUGAAGACGAUGAUAAUAGCCGCAUUACUCUGAUAUAAAGUAUAGCUUGUGUUCGACCUGAUUAGAAUGGCAAAUGAAUAAAGUUCUUACAGCAAAGUAGUUACGAGUUCAUUUGUAAAGCAAAAGUAGGCUUGCGUUAUGGAAUGUCCUAGAGGUGUUCCCACCGUAAAGUCAAGCGUUUCUCAGUAGUAUGACUAGUAAUGCCUUACUCCUGCCCAUGUUUUAGAAUGACUGACAGUUCACCGAAACACCAAGUGAAAUAUUAUUUCCUGCUGGCAUAUAUUGGUGGGGAAAUUUUCGUGACAACCAACCUCACUUGAUAAAUCUCAUGAAGCAGACGAUGUUUGUAAACUGACUAUAGUCGAAGCUUCAUUAGUCACCAUAAGGAUACAAAAAGUGUCAACAUCUGGCGUGGAGCUAGCCGCUUUAGCCGUGAAUUCUUUGUUCGAUGAAUGAAAGAAGCAAAGUAGGAUUCUGUCUUCGACUGUACAUAACUUUGAUCGUGCAAUUACUUCUUGCAAUAUAUAUAUAUAUAUUCUUUAUGGAAAAACCUUUUUCGCUUUUAGGUUUUUAAAUCAAAAAUUAAAAUACCCAUUUUUAGAAGGGCAUCCUGUCCCCUUUUACAUGGAAGGAGCUACCCCCCCUCCCCCGCCCCCCCCCUUCAUCCCCCGCCGGGGUUACCAAGUUGUUGUUGUUGUUGUGAAGGGAGGAAAUUAUGUUACUAACGCCUCGUUUCAUUCCAAGGAAGAUAGAAUGUUUGGGAUACAUUAACGGAUAUUCUGGAUUAUUCCAUGUAUUCCUGUUCAUCCAAAAUAGGGUAGAUCGAACGCACCCUAUAAAAAUACUACGUGUUAUUGUCGUUUCCGGAAUUUAAGUCAUUCCUAGAAUUCGCGAUGUCGAUACCAGAGUCAAAAGAUUAAGCCUGUAGAGAGAAUUUCAAUAGCCAUAUUGGAAUUUCCAAUUGAUAAACAAUUAUAUUCUCCGUUUCGCAUCAUGUAUUGGCUUUGUCAAGCGUCCAAGAAAUAAGAAAUAAAAUCAAUCAAGGGUCAUUUCAGAACCUAGUUGGUCGGAUUUUAGUAGACGAGUGUGUGGUUGCUGCGAAAAGUCUGUUUGUCCGUUGGAAAAGUUAAGGUCUUUUGCUCGACGAUUUAAGGUGAGUUACUGUUUAAUACAAUCUAUUACAUUUCCUUUAGCACUGCAUGUACUGCUGUUACGCUAUCCCACUGAGUUUAAAUUAUAAAGUAGACCCCAAGUGGUACUGUACCUGAUGGUGCGGCUACAUUUACUAAAAUGCUCUGUUGUCAAGACCAACGAUCCCUUGAACGAAAAUAUAGUUUUUCUUCCGUAAAUCGGACCAACUUCGUGUUUUUUAAAAACAUGACAUUUAUUGGCGGGUGCCGCAGCUAAUGAACAGUUCAAACAAACCUCAGCACAACCGAAUGUAUGAAUGACUUUCACCUUUAUUAACUAUAACGCCCAAAAACAAAACAGACAACUCGUGUUGGGAAUAUUUCUGUGAAAAUUUAAGACACACUGUGUUAGCUUUUCUCUUGGCCUGCGUAGCAGACGUUCCAACUACCUCAAAGAACACCAGGAACACGGAGCGGAAACGCUUUUUCGCACGCUACCUUCUCCUCAUUCGCUUUUUUAUCUUUCUUUUUUGCGUUUAAUGGACAAAGGCGUUAUAUAAGUUACAUAUGUAAUGAUUCCAUAAUUGUUAUUGGUCGGUAAGCUGGUUUGUACAAACUUUGAACGAAACCGGAAUUCUGAUCAUCAGUUUCUGCAUCAGCUGUCGCAUCUUGAGAUUAAUGAACAAAGAAGUUAUUAUAUUUUUGGGAAAAAAGCAUUCUCUCUUUGCGGAUACUUGUUUGGAGCAUGUCAUAAAACUGGGCAAUGAAGUGGAUGUCUAAAACAUGAUCUUAACUAGUAAAACAUGGAUUUGUUUGUUUGUCUUUUCUCCGAUAAGUUCUCUUUAAAAGUUAUGAGCUGUUAAGGACGUAAUUGUUAGUUUCAAUAAAUGUACUAAAUUAACAGGAUUAUGGGAACAUUAUUUGCCCUUGUCACAUUAUUAAAGGCCAGAAAAAGUUUAUCAAAAUUCAUUAUUUAUUAAUUAAAAAUUCUGGACACUCGAAAACAUUGUAUGAUUAUUCACUUUGUACAUGAAUUUAACAGCUUCAAGUUCCCGCUAAGCUAAUCUGUGCUGAUGUAUAUAAAAACCAUAAAGGGGGACUAAUAAUUUUUUGUCUGAAUUCUUGAAAUCCACAUCACUUAACAAUUUCCAUCACUCGUGUGAAAAGCAUGAUCUUAAAUGCGAAAGCAAUAUCAAAAUCCGUUUACGAACCGGCUUUCCAUGUUUCCCAAUCCAGUCCACGUUUUACAAAUACUUUACGCUAUCCCUGUAUAUUAUUUGUUCUCUAUCACCGUUGGUCCUCCAUUAAAUCGAGCGAGAAAAAUGAGCAAAAGUAUUAACUCAAUCGAAUUUUUUAACUGAAAGGCAUAUUAGAGACACAUAAAAUAGCUUUAAAAAAUAACGAGAGGUCAGGCUAGGUCACGCUCUCUUUGGACGUAAAAUGACAUCUUUAAAAUUUUAGCCCUAAAUAGCAGCCCAUCUUCAAUCCUUGAUCACGUCCUCUGUCAAAUUAAAAUAAGCGGCCUGCUAUCGACCAAGUGGGGCAAAAACAAGAAGUAUUAUUUAUUUGGUAAAUAAAAGACGUCACUCACUGUGUUUGUAGCAAAGAACUGCUUCAGUUCUAUUCACAACGGAAUACUUACUUUGUAACUUGGUUCGUUCACGGGGAUGUCGCAUACAGACCCCACUUUUAAAUCCAUCUAAUGAAUUCACUCUUAUCUUAGCUUUAAGACAAAUGCUGUCCAAAUUUCGUUUAUCCUUAAAAGGCCUGUUUACACAGCCCAUUUUUUGUGUGAUUUCGUGACAAUUUUUUUGGCAACCCCAACUUUUUGGUCUUUUCAUUGUUUAGUUAAGGCGUGGAGGCAAAAAGACUAUUAAAAGGAAUCAUCCCAAGGCUAGACUUCUUUUUCGCUAAAGUUUGCAUGCGAACUUAAGACCAUCUUCAUAUUUAAAAAAAAGAUCAGAGAUUAACCAUCACUUUUUGUAUCGAUGUUUUCACGCAGCUGCAUACAAUGCCACUAAAGAUAGCAGAAGCGGCACGCUGCCCAAGGUGCAAUGAUAGAGUUUACGCAGCUGAAGAAAUCAGCGGGGCAGGAUCAAAGUGGCACAAAAAAUGCUUCUCCUGCAAAGAUUGCAGGAAAAAGCUAGACAGUACCAACUGCAGCGACAAUAACGGUAGGUCAGCGUUCAAUUGUCUGGUCACUCGUGACAACAAGAAAUUUGAUCACAUUAAUAGCCUGGCCAUUUAUCCCUAUACGAAAAAAUAAGACGCGUCUUCUGGACCAUUUAUACGAGCAUGUCUUAUCUAAGUCUUCUGUAUACUUAAACUUACUUUUAAAGUGUAAGUUUAUAAUACGGAGAUAGCAAUUUGAUUAGUAAAUAUAAAUUGUGAUAGUUUAAAAGGGUCUACUUACACCAGCAGAUGUCACGCAUUUUUCCAGGAGGUCUAUUAUCGCCUUCUCCUUACAUAAUAACAACAAAUCUUUUUCCUCCGCGAUGGACCGUGUUUCUUUUUACCUUUAACGGCGUGCUCAUUGUAUUUGAGCGAAGAAAAAAAAGCAGAAUAGACAAGGACACGAAAACCCGUUGUAAACAAUUUUUCCCCGCCAGUAGCCUGCCAAUCCACCGGGCAAGCGAUAAUUUUCCCGCCAAAAAUUAACGCGUGCGUACUAUGCGUUCGCGUCUUAUCUAAGACGCGAAGGUCAUUUCUACGAAGUUUUUCUCGUCUUAGCUAAGACGCGUCUCAUCUAAGAACAGGUGUUAAGGGCUGUUCUAAAGUAAGACGCGUCUUGGCUGAGUCGCGUCUUAUUUUAGAAGAAAUGUGCCGUUUAUACGGAAAGUUCGCGUCUUAUUUUUCCUCCUAUAAAUGGCCCUAUUGAGAUUGGUAGGCUACCCCCAGGCUUAAACUUAAAACUACACAUCCUGUAACUUAUAGUACUGAUGAGGAGAAGUUAUGUAACAAUCAAUUCCUUUUCUCCUUGUUUAUCAUUUCAUUUACCGUAAAUGACCUAAUAAACGCCCGGGGUUUGAUCCAAGUGGUGCCGUUUACUAGGUAGGAGGCGUUUAAAUGAGAGGGGCCUUUAUUCUCAUAACUGUAACAAGCUCGAUCCCUCAGGGUCACUGUGUUGCCAUCUUAAGUCUAUCCUUACUUUGAACUUGACAUUGAACAAGAUGAAAUACAUAAAUCCUAAUGUUAAUCGAGCAAGAAACUGAAUAAAUUGAAUGAUUUUGUUCCUUUUUGCUAAUUCUUCUUAUUUUGGAGUAAUUCUGAUAGGGGUCGUUUAUUAGAGAGAGGCGUCUACUAAAAUUUUAACAGCAUAGAGAAGGCAAAUAUUCGAGGCGUUUAUUUGGAAGUAGGCGCUUAUAAGGUCAUUUACGGUAUUCUCAAGACCUUUGUUAUUUUACGGAGAAAUAAGGGUUAGGGUUAAGGGUGGUACCCCUUUUGUGCUUUGUAGGCUGAAAGUAAAUUAUUUUCAUCUAACUUUAGGUGAAAUCUACUGCAAAACAUGUCACGGCAAGAACUUUGGACCUAAAGGUUAUGGUUUUGGAGGAGGAGCAGGAGCUCUUACUCGCACACAGUGA